Molecule: messenger RNA, 1237 nt
Organism: Cyprinus carpio (common carp)
Lineage: Eukaryota; Metazoa; Chordata; Actinopteri; Cypriniformes; Cyprinidae
Gene: nop16
Product: NOP16 nucleolar protein homolog (yeast)
Biological process (GO): ribosomal large subunit biogenesis
Cellular component (GO): nucleolus
Source: RefSeq, a predicted model, not a curated record
GGUGCUACCCGCAAUAAAAGCGAAGAAGGAGAAGAGAAGAAGUCGCUGCUUCCGUGGACCUCAAACACGCGUGGUAAAGAUUCAGGACGGUUGUUAACUAGUGUGUUAUACAAUAAUGGGUAAAAUAAAAAAAUCUCGUAAUCGUAGUAAAUUUAAUUACAAUAAAAACAAAAAGAAGCUGAAAAAGAAGAUAAGAAGAAAGGAGAAACCGCACAUUGAUUGUCCUCAGAUACGUAAGGCUUGGGAUGAACACAAAACAGUUAAGCAGAAUCUACAAGACAUGGGGCUGUCACUUGGGACAAAGGGUAUGCUUCCAAUUAAAAACAAAAAGGAAAUGGAAAGUAAACCAGCGGAGACAAAUGUAUUGAAACCGUACGUCAUUGAAGCAAUGGAGGUAGAGGCCAGUCUCCGUGGUGAGAGCAGGACCACAUGCUCCACUGACAUGACUGAAUAUGUUCAAUACAUGGUGAAGGAACACAAUGAGGAUUAUAAGGCAAUGGCAAGGGAUGAGAAAAACUACUAUCAGGACACACCAAAGCAGAUUAAACGGAAAGUGGAAUUUUACAAACGGUGUCAUCCUAAGGAAUAUGCUGCGUUCAUUGCAUCUCUGCAAUCUCAGAAGUCUAUAUGAUGUCACAGCGAAGAACUGGUGUCUUAAACUGAUGGUCAGAAUGUCACCUUUGUGUCUGUUAAGUGUGUCUUAAGGAUGAGUGUAUACAUAGAGAAAAGAUUUUCAACAGUUUGUUUCAACUCUGACAACUUUCUUUAACAAUGUUAACUUUUAAAUGAUGUGUAUAUCAAUCUGGUGAGCAACUUGAGUAUCUUCCGAAGUAUAAAAAUUACAUUUUGUAAAUUCUGACUUAUUGAUGGGUAAGUUUAAUAUGUUUUGGCAAAUAAAAAUAAUACACAGGAGUGAAAACAACUCUUCAAUACAAUGCAACAUAAAGAAAAAAUCUGGGUUCAGUACAAGCAGCAUUCUGCUGGUCAAUUCCGCAAAUUAGUGUGGAAAAAUUUAAUAUGGGGGAGACACAAAACCAACAAGUCAGAUAUUUUCUGUGUUCAACAUUGUGCCAAAAAUGUUGUUGAUGGAGCUGAACCCAGAACAUUGAUUUAAGACACAAUAAUUACAGAUUUGCACUGCAGUAGUGCUUCUGUAGACAUUGUUGUUGCUUCAUCACUGUUUCUUAGAAAUGUCACGUGCUACAUGUACAUGCUAAAUAAAACACGCAUGACUGUU